AUGGCUAUAGUUAAACGAGGUGGCCGAAGCAAGGUUAAGCAACAACAGCAAGUUCCAGCUAGGCAGAAUGGAGCAAAUGGCGGUGGAGGUGCAGGUGCUCAAGGUAUUCGUAAAGCGGAAUUUGAUAUAAGCAAGAAAAAGGAGGUUGGUGUUUCGGACUUGACGCUUUUGUCCAAGAUCACAGAUGAGGCUAUCAACGAUAAUUUACAUAAACGGUUUAUGAACGACACGAUAUAUACAUAUAUUGGACAUGUGUUGAUUUCCGUGAAUCCGUUUAGAGAUUUGGGCAUUUACACCCAGGAAAAUCUCAACAAGUACAAGGGCAGGAACCGGCUAGAAGUGCCCCCGCACGUUUUUGCCAUAGCAGAGUCUAUGUACUACCACUUGAAGUCAUAUGGAGAAAACCAGUGUGUUAUUAUUUCAGGAGAAUCUGGUGCAGGUAAAACCGAGGCGGCUAAACAAAUUAUGCAGUAUAUUGCAAACGUCUCCGUAGACUCGGGUAACGCCGAGAUUUCAAAGAUCAAGGAUAUGGUAUUGGCAACAAACCCUCUUUUGGAAUCGUUUGGCUGUGCAAAGACCUUGAGAAAUAAUAACUCGAGUAGGCACGGUAAGUACUUGGAAAUCAUGUUUAGCGAGACAGCUUUUCAGCCAGUCGCAGCACACAUCACAAACUAUCUCUUGGAAAAACAACGAGUAGUAUCUCAAAUCACCAAUGAAAGAAACUUUCACAUUUUUUAUCAAUUUACAAAACAUUGCCCACCUCAGUACCAGCAACAAUUUGGAAUACAAGGGCCUGAAACUUAUGUUUACACUUCGGCCGCCAAAUGUAUAUCCGUUGAUGGAGUAGAUGACGGCAAGGAUUUCAAGGACACUUUGAAUGCCAUGAAUAUCAUUGGUUUAUCUCAACUGGAGCAAGAUAAUAUUUUUAGAAUGUUGGCAUCGAUCUUAUGGAUAGGAAACGUAUCUUUUGUUGAAGACGAAAGUGGGAACGCUGCAAUUCGUGAUGAUAGUGUCACUAAUUUCGUUGCUUACCUUUUGGAUGUCAAUGCAGAGAUUUUGAAAAAGGCUAUAACAGAAAGGACAAUUGAAACAUCCCACGGUAUGAAAAGGGGAUCAACAUACCAUGUGCCCUUGAAUAUUGUCCAGGCUACAGCUGUGCGAGAUGCGCUCGCGAAAGGUAUAUAUAACAAUCUUUUUGACUGGAUUGUAGAAAGAGUUAACUUGUCGUUAAGUGGAAGGCAAGAACAAUCCCAAAAAACUAUUGGAAUUCUUGAUAUUUACGGAUUUGAGAUUUUCGAGCAUAACUCAUUUGAACAAAUAUGUAUAAACUAUGUGAAUGAGAAAUUGCAACAAAUUUUUAUACAGUUAACGUUGAAAGCUGAACAGGACGAAUAUGUACAAGAACAAAUUACAUGGACACCUAUUGAGUACUUUAACAACAAAGUUGUUUGUGAUUUAAUUGAGGCAACAAGACCACAACCAGGUUUGUUUGCCGCGCUAAAUGACUCGAUCAAAACCGCUCAUGCAGAUUCAGACGCUGCUGAUCAAGUUUUUGCCCAAAGAUUAAGUAUGGUUGGUUCCAGUAAUCGCCACUUUGAGGAUCGUAGAGGGAAAUUUAUCAUUAAACAUUAUGCCGGUGAUGUUACCUACGAUGUUGCUGGGAUGACCGAUAAGAACAAAGACGCUAUGUUGCGUGAUCUUUUGGAACUAUUGAAUACUUCUGCUAAUACUUUUGUUAAUCAAACUUUAUUCCCAUCCGAGUUGUUAGCAGCAGUAGCGGAUUCAAAGAAAAAGCCAGAGACUGCGUCUGAUAAAAUUAAAAAGAGUGCAAACGCUUUAGUUGACACUUUGUCGCAAUGUACUCCUUCAUAUAUUAGAACUAUUAAACCGAAUCAAACAAAGAAACCGCGUGAUUAUGAUAACCAGCAAGUUUUGCAUCAGAUCAAGUAUUUGGGUCUUAAAGAAAAUGUGAGGAUUAGAAGAGCAGGAUUUGCAUACCGUUCUACCUUCCAGCGAUUUGUUCAAAGAUUUUAUUUGUUGUCUUCAGCUACAAGUUAUGCCGGAGACUAUAUAUGGCAAGGAGACGACAUUACUGCUGUAAAGGAAAUAUUAAGGGCAUGUCAUAUUCCAGCAUCGGAAUAUCAGCUAGGUACAACAAAGGUAUUUAUUAAGACUCCCGAGACGUUAUUUUUAUUGGAAGAUAUGAGAGAUAAGUAUUGGCACAACAUGGCGGCUCGAAUUCAAAGAGCAUGGAGACGAUAUGUCAAAAGAAAAGAGGAUGCUGCGAAAGUGAUCCAACGUGCAUGGAGAACCAAAACUCAUGGAAAUCAAUUUGAACAGUUUCGUGAUUACGGAAAUAGCUUAUUGCAAGGUAGGAAAGAGCGUAGGAGGUUUUCGAUGUUGGGAUCACGUGCCUUUAUGGGAGACUAUUUGGGAUGCAACGAUAGGAGUGGAUUUGGUAGGUUUGUCGUUAAUCAAGUUGGUAUAAAAGAAAAUGUAAUUUUUUCAACGAAAGGAGAAAUAUUGUUAUCAAAGUUUGGACGAUCAUCUAGGAGAUUACCAAGGAUUUUUGUUUUGACUAAAGCAAGUUUAUAUGUUAUUGCAGAAGUUUUGGUUCAAAACAGGUUGCAGUUGCAAAAGGAGUUUGUACUUCCAGUGCAUUCAAUAAAAGGUGUUGCCUUGUCGAUAUACCAGGAUAAUUGGGUUGCUGUUUUGUUACAGAGUCCAACUCCAACCACUCCAGAUGUGUUUAUCAAUAUGGAUUUAAAGACAGAAUUUGUUGCUCAAUUAAAGAAAUUGAAUCUGAGCUUGUCAAUUACCAUUGGUCCAACAGUGCUGUAUCAGAAGAAACCAGGUAAACUUCAUGCUGUUAAAUUUCUGAUUGGCUCUGGAUCCCAGAUACCACCAAGAGGAGAUGUAUAUAAAUCUGGAACAGUAUUGGUGAACCAGGGUUUACCGGCUAAUAGCCAGAAUCCUAAACGACCAAGAGCAAAAUCCAGUAAGGUUGACUAUAAUAAAUAUUAUAACAGAGGAACGGCAAAGAUAAAUUCGGUUUCAUCUUAUCAACCGAAAGCAACGGCAGACUAUCGUUUCGAGCCUAGCUAUGCCCAGCAGCAGGAGACGCAACACCAAACACAACAUCAACACCAGACACAACAGCCGCAGAUACCACAGCGCAUGCAACCAGGUGCCCAACAUUUGCAGCAGCAACACCAGCAACACCAGCAACACCAACAACAACCCACGCGCUCGCCCACUCAAACACGUAAGGCACCUCCACCAGCGCCAAACAUGCAAAUUGCAGCAGCAAAAGCUGCUCUAGGAAAAGCACAUACAUCUUCACAAUCUCACACUUUAAACAAACCUGCGGCUCCUGCUAGACCUGCUAAAAAAGUUGCUCCUCAACCUCCAGCAAAGAAAGCUGUUUCACCUCAACCCAUAAAGAAGGCAUCUGCAUCUGCAUCUGGUUCUACAUCUGGAUCUGCAUAUGGUUCUACAUCUGGAUCUGCAUAUGGAUCUUCAUCUUCUUCUCAUCCUCCACCGCCACCACCGCCCCCGGCUUUGUCGAAACCCAAGUUUCCCACUUAUAGGGCUAUGUACGAUUACGAUGGUUCUGUUGCAGGCUCGUUGCCUCUUAUUAAGGAUACGAUAUACUAUGUUGAACAAAUCAAUGGCAAGUGGGGGUUAGUCAAGACAAUGGACGAAUCAAAGGAAGGCUGGUCACCAAUUGAUUACCUUCAAGAGUGCAGUGCAACACAAGCAAUAAAUAACAAUGCUGAUUCAAGUAGAAGUACAUUAACAACGUCUAACCCAGUUAGCACAACUACUGGCUCAAGUACAUACACAACAACACAAACGCAAGCACAAGCACAAGCACAAGCACCAACGAUGGCUACUCAAAAUGGCAGUUUAGGUAAUGGUUUGGCAGAUGCCUUGAAGGCCAAAAGGAGCGAAGAAACAACUUUAGCCGGAUCUCUUGCAGAUGCUUUGAAAAAGAGACAGGACGCUACAAGAGACGAUAGCGAUGCAGAGGAGGAGGAUGAUGAUGACUGGUAA
Molecule: messenger RNA, 4056 nt
Organism: Lodderomyces oxycetoniae
Lineage: Eukaryota; Fungi; Ascomycota; Pichiomycetes; Serinales; Debaryomycetaceae
Gene: MYO5
Product: myosin 5
Exons: 1
Coding region: 1-4056 (1351 amino acids)
Biological process (GO): endocytosis; actin filament organization; vesicle transport along actin filament
Cellular component (GO): actin cytoskeleton; vesicle; cytoplasm
Molecular function (GO): ATP binding; microfilament motor activity; actin filament binding
Source: RefSeq, a predicted model, not a curated record